Messenger RNA from Pipra filicauda (Wire-tailed manakin), 552 nucleotides. It is a transcript of the gene PDCL2, whose product is annotated as phosducin like 2. The record is from RefSeq and is a predicted model, not a curated record. Gene Ontology annotation, biological process: protein folding. Gene Ontology annotation, cellular component: cytoplasm. NCBI's taxonomy places the organism in Eukaryota, Metazoa, Chordata, Aves, Passeriformes, Pipridae.
AAACAGGGUCCAAAUAAAGAUACUGAAUGGAAUGAUAUAUUGAAAUAUUUUGGAAUUCUUCCUCCAAAAGAAAAACUGAAAGAUGAAAUUGAAGAAAUGGUUUUACACUCACAGAAAGAAGCACAGGGCAAGCAACAAGACUUGCAAGAAUGGAAAUAUCUUCAGAGGAGGCAAAAGUAUGGGGAACUAAGAGAAAGCUGUAGAAAGCAGUAUGUAAAUGAAGUUACAAAUGCUCCAGAGGAUGUUUGGGUUAUAAUUCAUCUUUAUUGGUCAAGCAUCCCAAUGUGUUUACUGGUUAAUGAACACCUCAACCUGCUAGCCUGGAAGUUUCCAGAAGUCAGGUUUCUCAAAGCCAUUGUAAACUUCUGCAUUCAGAAUUACCAUGAUAUAUACAGAAAAUUAGCAGAAGUUGGAGCAACAAAAAAAGAACAAAACCCUCAAAAGGACAUUAUGAAUAUGAUACUGCCAGUGUGAAGCACUUCUGCUCAUGAAGACACCAAUACAAAAACCAGUGAUGUGAUGAAACUGCUUGAGAGCCUUUUAAUGCUUUAA